Rosa chinensis is the source of this 1305-nucleotide messenger RNA. RefSeq lists its product as uncharacterized. NCBI's taxonomy places the organism in Eukaryota, Viridiplantae, Streptophyta, Magnoliopsida, Rosales, Rosaceae. The transcript is spliced from 2 exons. The record is from RefSeq and is a predicted model, not a curated record. The coding region runs from base 50 to 1093 and encodes 347 amino acids.
CCUAUAUUCUGUUUCUCUAUUCUAUAUUCUCUAUUUCCUACAAACGAAGAUGACGCAUCUGACAAAAUUGGAAUUUGAUCCUCUUGAAAUUUCUGGCAAGAACUAUUUGAGCUGGGUUCUUGAUGCUGAAAUUCACCUCAUGGCCAACAACCUUGGAGAUACCAUUACAGUUAGCAAUAAGUCAUCUGUGCAUGAUCGAGCCAAGGCUAUGAUUUUCUUGCGUCAUCAUCUUGACAAGAGCCUAAAAGAUGAGUACCUUACGGUGAAAGACCCGUUUGAGCUUUGGGAAGCAUUGGCUGAUCGAUUUGCCCAUCAAAAAAUCAUUGUUCUACCUAGAGCACGGUAUGAAUGGACGCACUUGCGCCUUCAGGACUUCAACUCUGUCACUGAUUUCAAUUCCGCCAUGCAUCGGAUUACCUCCCAACUAAAAUUAUGUGGAGAACCUGUCAGUGAAGAUAGCAAGCUCGAAAAGACUUUUUCGACUUUUCAUGCCACAAACAUGAUUCUGCAACAACAAUAUCGAGAGCGAGGAUUCAAAAAGUAUGCAGACCUCAUCUCAUGUCUUUUAGUGGCGGAGCAAAAUAAUGAGCUCCUAAUGAAAAACCAUCAGUCUCGCCCUACCGGGUCUCAACCCAUACCUGAGGUGAAUGCUAUUUUCACUGGUGGUCAUGCCAAUAGACAUGGCAACAAGCAUGGCAAUACUAGUGCUCGUGUUAAGGGACGUGAUCGUCAAAGACCUAAUGGUCAAGGCCGUGGAAGCAUUAACCAACGAUUGGGUCCAAAGAAAAAUGCCAAAAUCCACAAAGGCAAGGGUCAGAUGAACAAAUCCCCCAAGAACAAUGAAAGCUUUUGCACCAGAUGUGGUUGCAAUGGCCAUUUUUGGAAAACUUGUCGCAUGCCAGAUCAUUUAGUGGCGCUUUACCAAGCUUCUAUCAAAGGCAACAAAGUUGAAAUUAACUAUAUCGAUCAGUCAGAUCCUUGGGAUUCAUCUGAGCCAUUGGAUACCACUCCACUCGACAUCUCUGAUUUUUUUGUGGACAAUGGACAACAUAUUGAUGACAUGAUCAGCGGCGGUGUUCUUGGCACCGAUUAAUUUGAAGCCUAUGUUUAGGCAUUUUAUCUAUCUAUCUUUAUUUUGUUUUGUCAUUUUUAUUUGUUUUUCCUUAUCUAGUUUUUCAUGGUUGUAUUUUCUGAUUUGAAAUUUAAUAAAGGACAUUUUUUAAGCAUAUAUAUUUAUGUUCAAUUAUGUAAUUAUCUUUAAUUACGUUUUUCACUAUGAAUUAUGUUGACCAUGGAUUACGUUUU